ACCACCAAAAUUCUGUUAAGCCCUAAACCCUAAUAUAUUCUCUCUCGCGCCUCACUGUCUCUCUGGCAUGUCAAUCGAGAGAGGAUAGCAGUCUGUUAAUCAAGCAAAGCAUCAAAGUAGAAACAAUGAGUAAGCAAGAAAACACAGAAAAUAAGAAAUUUUCAAUAUGGGAUUUGCCAGAUGUUCCUAUGGGCCAGCUUCCUCCACAUCUCCAGCUUCAAAGAACUCGUGUUGUUUGCAAAGCUGAUGCUCCUAUCCACACUGAUAAUAUAAUCUACUCUGGUGCCUAUGCCUCAAUGGGGAUUGAUAAUAGUGUGCAUUUAGGUAGUUUCCGCGACAACUUUAAAGUUGAAGUGAUUCGACUGACUAAGGAUGAUAUGGAGUUUGACAUGAUCGGUAUUGAUGCAGCAAUAGCUAAUUCAUUUCGAAGGAUUCUCAUUUCUGAGCUUCCUACGAUGGCUAUUGAAAAAGUCCUUAUUGCGAACAAUACAUCACUUAUCCAAGACGAAGUCCUUUCUCACAGGUUGGGCCUUAUUCCAAUCAGUGCUGACCCUAGGCUGUUUGAGUAUCUUUCAGCAAAUGACACCCCAAAUGAAAAGAACACCAUUGUCUUCAAACUUCAUGUUCGUUGCAAACGAGGUGAACCUCGUCGUACAGUAUAUUCUGAAGAAUUGAAGUGGUUACCAAAUGGUAGUGAGUUUAUCAAGGAAUCAGAAAAAGUUGAUACAAAGCCUAGCACCUAUACUUCUUUUACUUGCAGCCAAGAUUCUCUACAGAACUCCUCAAGCAAGCCAAUCGGCCCAGCGGAAGACAAGAUAAUACUUGCUAAACUUGGCCCUGGACAGGAAAUUGAACUUGAAGCUCAUGCUGUUAAAGGCAUUGGUAAAACACAUGCAAAAUGGUCCCCUGUUGCCACUGCUUGGUACCGGAUGCUUCCUGAGGUUGUUUUAUUAGAAGAUGUUGAAGAUGAGACAGCUGAAGAGCUUAAGAAGAAAUGCCCUGUUAAUGUAUUUGAUAUUGAAGACAUUGGCAAUGGAAAGAAAAGGGCAACUGUUGCUCGACCGCGGGCUUGCACGUUGUGUAGGGAGUGCAUUAGAGGGGAAGAAUGGGAUAAACGUGUGGCACUGCGUCGCGUUAAAGAUCAUUUUAUAUUUACUAUUGAAUCCGCUGGAGCAUUGCCUCCUGAAGUGCUAUUUCCUGAAGCUGUGAAGAUUUUGGAAGACAAGUGCGAACGUGUAAUUACUGAGCUUUCUUGAUUCUUCUCCCCCCUCUAUUCGUAUAUUAUGAAAAGAAUUUAGUGGUGAAGGGCUGUACUGGAAACAGUGCAUCUUAUGUUCCUUCUGGAGAUAAAUUUUUGUGCACCUCUUGGUUAAAUGAAUUUGCCCGUCCAUUAUAAAAGCCUAGUUUUUGCCAAAUGUGAAUUUUUAAUAGAUUUAACACAUGAUUAUGCACUCUGUUUUAUCAUGAAAGAAGAAUUCUUACUGGUUCCCACCUUGCGAAA
Molecule: messenger RNA, 1501 nt
Organism: Manihot esculenta (cassava)
Lineage: Eukaryota; Viridiplantae; Streptophyta; Magnoliopsida; Malpighiales; Euphorbiaceae
Product: DNA-directed RNA polymerases I and III subunit RPAC1
Exons: 9
Coding region: 126-1256 (376 amino acids)
Biological process (GO): DNA-templated transcription
Cellular component (GO): RNA polymerase I complex; RNA polymerase III complex
Molecular function (GO): DNA binding; protein dimerization activity
Source: RefSeq, a predicted model, not a curated record